This is a messenger RNA of Purpureocillium lilacinum, 1497 nucleotides long. NCBI's taxonomy places the organism in Eukaryota, Fungi, Ascomycota, Sordariomycetes, Hypocreales, Ophiocordycipitaceae. The record is from RefSeq and is a predicted model, not a curated record.
AUGAAGGCGCCAAUUACAUCGAUACUCCUCACGGCCUUGGCCGGCACCGCGCUGGCUCGGCCGGGAACCAAGGCCCCUCGCGCCGGGGCAGCAUUUGGUCCGGCCGACCUCAAGGCAUACAACGCCCCCAACGCCGUCUCAAUGGAGGUUCUCAAGCAGAAGAAGCUUGACCAGUUUGCGCGGGAUGAGCAAGCGGGCGCCUUUGCCAAGGACAAGUAUACCCUCCAGGGCGCCACGUCGUGUGCCAGUGGCAAGGCGGGCGAGUACUCGUGCAACAAGGUCGACCUCAAGGGCUUCCUGCGUCAUCAAGACUUGCAGAGCCGUUCGCGCCGCGGGAACGACAUCUGGGGCUGGACUGCCUCCAACGGCCGCGAGUUCGCCAUCGUGGGCCAGGCCGAUGGUACUGCCUUUGUCGAGGUGCUCAAGGACGGAAGCCUGCAGUAUGUCGGGCGCCUCAACACGCAGACAGAGCCGUCGACGUGGCGCGACAUCAAGGUCGUCAAGAACCACGCCUACAUCGGGUCUGAAGCGCCAGACCACGGGCUUCAGAUCUUCGACCUGACCAAGCUGCUCAAAGCGGACCCCAAGAACCCACCGAGCUACAGCACGCGCAGCGACCUCGCCGCGCACUUCACUGGCUUCGGCAGCAGUCACAACAUCGUGGCCAACGAGGAGACGGACACCAUCUUCGCCGUGGGGACGGCGCGCAACGAGAAGUGCCGCGGCGGCCUGUGGAUGAUUGACGUAUCGAACCCGCGCCGCCCGCAGGACAACGGCUGUGUGGCUCAGGACGGGUACGUUCACGACGCGCAGUGCGUCAUCUACCGUGGACCGCAGAGGGACUUCCAGGGCCGGGAGAUCUGCUACUGCUACAAUGAAGACAGCCUGACCAUCGUGGACAUUACGAGGCGCGCACGGCCGGUGCAGCUUUCGCGCACCACAUACAAUGGCGCGACGUAUACGCACCAAGGUUGGUUGGCGACAAAGGACAUGCGGUACCUCUUGCUCGACGAUGAACUGGACGAGCAGAACGGCUCGGGGCCGGCGGCCGACGGCCACACCGCGACGUACAUUGUCGACGGGUCUGAUCUGCGCAACCCGAUCUUCACGGGCGUGUACAAGAGCCCCGUCAAGUCCAUCGACCACAACCAGUACGUCAUCGACGGCAUCGCGUACCAAAGCAACUACGGCUCGGGCCUGCGUGUGGUUAAUGUCACGUCGAUCGUUGAGGACGACUCGGGAUCCCAGUUCGAGGAGAUCGGUUUCUUCGACGUGCGGCCUGAAGAUGACGACAAGGGUGGCGAGGUGACGUUUAAUGGGGCCUGGUCGGUCUAUCCCUAUUUCAACAGCGGGUAUGUGUUGGUGAAUAGCAUCGAGCGAGGCGUCUACUCUGUCCGACUGAACGCCAAUGUUGGCAAGAUCCCACCGGCGCAUGACAGUGCCCUCGCCCUGGCCGACGCCGAGCAGUACGACGUCGUCUUACUGCAGCACUGGUAG